AUGGCUAGCACCGUCGUGGUCACGCCUCCACCUCGGAACGACUCGCCAGGCAACAAGACAUCGAAGAAGAGGGAAAGCGAUGCUACACCAGAGGGCAAACCCAAGAGGACGCGCACGGGAUGCUUGACGUGCAGAGAGAGGCAUCUCAAGUGCGAUGAGAAUAAGCCCUGUUGCAACAACUGCGCCAAGUCUCAGCGUGAUUGCAACUGGGGCAAGAAGCUCAACUUCCUCGACACUACAUGCGAGAAGAACGCCUACCUGAUUCCCAAAGGUGCCGAGUACCAGAUCGCCUUUCAGGACGAGUCGAGAAUCAUCGCGGCCGAAUACGUGGGUGGCCGAGAGAUGUAUCCUGCAGAAGAGGCCGACACCUACAUACCCAUGCCCGGCAGCGGCUUCCCAAUGGGCCCACCGGGCGGUCUUGCACCCCCACCAGCUGCUCACCAGCUCCUGCCGCCUAUCCAAGGUAUGGCUCAGGAGUCUUACCAGCAGGCGCAACACUACAACGACUACGAUCACCAGCACCUUCCACAACAACACCACGCGCGCGCUCACUCGAACUAUUCCGGCUCGAACCCAUCUCCCUACGCCAUGGACCACGCUGCGAGUCCAGCACCUGCUCCAACCCGCGACUAUCUGAAAUCCCAAGAGGAAGUGCUGUACAUGCAGGUUUUUGUUGAAGAGAUUGGCAUCUGGAUGGACAGUAUGGAUGCGCACAAGCACUUCUCGCGCCUGCUUCCGUUCCACGCGUUGAACGAACCCAUGCUGCUCAAUGCCUUCCUGGCAUGCGGUGCUCGACACCUAGCGCUCGUCAACCCAAAGUACAGCGAAGAGAAAGCGCUACACUAUUAUGAUGUCGCCACUCGGGAUUUGUUACACUCCCUGCAGGACCCAGACCGUGACACGAUCCUGUGCGCGACUACCGCAGUCAUCCUGAACGUAUACGAGAUCAUGGGCGAACGCGCACUGCAACGAAUGAACCACAUCGCCGGUGCUCGGGCGCUGAUCAAAGAGUGUCGCUGGAAUGCCCGAUCGAUGGGCGUUGGAGCUGCGUGCUUCUGGCUCAAUGUCGGUAUGGAGAUCCUCAGUUGUCUUCACUUCAACUGGCAGGUGGCCUGGGAUCCUGAUGAAUGGGGUAUCGAGCUGGACUUCUCGCCAGAGACCGAGUCCGGAAAAGAAGAGACCUGGACACACCGGAUUUUGUACAUCGUCGCGAAGACAUGCAACUACCGCGCAUCGAUACCACGAAAUCCAGACAUCGCGAGGCAAACACUCCAAGAUCGUCACAACGAGUGGUUGCGCCUAAAGGAUAUGACGGAUAGGUGGAACGAAGGCAUACCUCGCACCAUGCAUCCAAUGGCAUACCUUUAUCCAGGCCAAACAAUAUCGGGCUCCGCCUUUCCGGAAGUGUGGCUGAUCAAGCGGACCUCUAUUGUUGCCAGGUUGUUCUAUCACACGUGUCUUGUCCUGCUUGCCCAGGUCAACCCAAUCCAAGGGUCCAACGAGCCUGAGAUGUGGAAUAUGAUAGAGCAAAACUCAAAGUUCAUCUGCGGUAUUAGUGCACACGUCAAGGACCGCGGUGUUGCAAGUGUAGCGUUGCGCUCUCUUGCCAUUGCUGGCGAGUGUCUUACGGAUCGAAGGGAGCAGGAGGAAGUUCUUCAUAUCUUCGACAAGAUCCGUCAAGAGACAGGCUGGCGGGUUGGCUUCGUCAACACCGAGCUCAAACAGAAGUGGGGCUGGGAUGCGCAAGACCAGCAGCAAGCGAACGGUCACGCCCAAGACGCAAACGUAGCUUACCAGCAGCAACAAGCACAUCAGGCCCAAGUCGUCGUCCAGCAGCAGAUGCAAGCUACGGUGACCCAACCCCCCAUUAUCCGUCCGAGGCCUCCACCAGGCUUCGGAAACCCGCUCCUUGUCGCAGACUUCAACAUGCCACAGCAUCCUUAUCAGAGUCACUACGUGCCGGCGAACUUCAUACAGCAACAACAGCCAGCGACGCUUUUGCAACCGCCCAUUGCCGUAGCAAAUGGUUUCGGCGGGCAUAAUUUCUAUUGA
Molecule: messenger RNA, 2052 nt
Organism: Ascochyta rabiei
Lineage: Eukaryota; Fungi; Ascomycota; Dothideomycetes; Pleosporales; Didymellaceae
Exons: 2
Coding region: 1-2052 (683 amino acids)
Biological process (GO): positive regulation of transcription by RNA polymerase II
Cellular component (GO): nucleus
Molecular function (GO): zinc ion binding; DNA-binding transcription factor activity, RNA polymerase II-specific; transcription cis-regulatory region binding
Source: RefSeq, a predicted model, not a curated record